CUGGGGGCGGUGAGGAACAACAGCAGUUUACUGGCAGUCAGACUGAACAAAAAAACCCACAAGUGGUCCAGAAACUGCGGAAAAAAAUACCGCAAACCAUUUUUGGAGGAGUCCAGCUGGGAUUGAAGCUUUGAAUACAGGCAAUCGGGUCUGUGCUCCCGAUCCAAGCCAGAGAUGAGCACCGACAAGACGGCAUACUCUCCCGUGGGCGAUGCUCCACCUGCCUAUCCCGGGAAGACCGCAUACGCUCCCGUGGAUGAGGCUCCACCUGCGUAUCCCGGGCAGACAGCUUUUCCUGCCGCAUUUGACAUGAAUAUACCGGGUUCAACCAUGUUCGGAGCCCCUGCCCCGGGUGGGUUCUCUGCCCCAGGAGGUCUCCCUGCCCCUGGGGGCUUCCCUCCCCCCGCUGGUUUCACUUCUCCCGGUGGUUUCACUGCUCCUGGUGGGUUCACUUCUCCUGGUGGUUUCCCUGCUCCUGGUGGCCUCCCUUUCCCCCCACCGACUGCUUUUGGACCGGGUGUUCCUGGAGCUUUCGGGAUGGGCACAAACCCUCAAGGUGGCCCCGGAUAUGGAGCAAACCCCUCUACCUCGCCGUACUCUCCGCCAGGUCAGGGCUUCAGUGACAACUUCAAUGAUGAUGCGUACCACAGUGAGGAGGACCCACCAGCCUUUCAUGAGAAUCAAGACUUUGAUUUUGGAUUAGACAACAAGAGCAUAAGACGAGCCUUUAUUCGAAAAGUGUUCUUGGUGUUGACUGCUCAGCUGUUGGUGACAUUCGCCUUUGUGGCGGUUUUCACCUUUGUGGAUGAAGUGAAGGAGUUCGUCAUGGUGAACGCCUGGACCUACUUGGUGUCCUACGUCAUAUUCUUCGUGUCGGUGUGUGUGAUCAGCUGCUGUGGAAGCGUUCGCAGGAGACAUCCCUGGAACCUGGUCGCAUUAUCCGUCCUGACUCUCAGUAUGUCCUACAUGGUGGGAAUGAUCGCCAGCUACCACGACACUGACACAGUGGUCAUGGCGGUGGGCAUCACUGCCGUCGUGUGCUUCACGGUGGUCGUCUUCUCUCUGCAGACCAAGUAUGACUUCACUUCCUGUUACGGUGUACUCUUCGUCUGUUUAAUUGUCCUGGUCAUCUUCGGCUUCCUCUGCAUCUUCAUCCGUGACCGGAUUCUGCAUAUUGUGUAUGCUGGACUCGGAGCUCUGCUCUUCACCUGCUUCUUGGCGGUGGACACUCAGCUGCUGCUUGGCAACAAGGAACUGUCCCUGAGUCCAGAAGAAUACAUCUUUGCUGCUCUCAACCUGUACACAGACAUCAUCAACAUCUUCCUUUAUAUUCUUGCUAUUCUGGGAAGGGCGAGGGGAAGCUGAGCUGGGGGAACAACGGUCACAAAUCCUGACACAAAGUUGCAAAAAGUCGGUUACCAUAAUCUUGAUUUUCAUUUUGUCUUGUAGUGUGCAUUGAUCACAUAGCUCAAGAAUGAUUUGCUUCACCCUGUUUAAAGGCUAUUUGUUUUGAUAAUAUAUAUAGAUUGUCUAUGUUGUAGUUUGAGGGUUUAUUAAUGAAAGUUUUAUUAGCUAUAUGGUGUGCUGUACAAAACUUUGUUUUGAUUUUAGGAAGAUUUGACACCAGCUUUUUCCAGAACUUUCAACUGUAUCUAAGACCUCGUUUAGACUUUGUUUUAAAAUGUGUCUUGGCUGAUCGGAUCACAAGUGGACAGAUGAGACACAUGGCUGUUGAUACCUGUGUUCAGAUCCAUCAUUACCACACCUAACCCAUUGAUGAUGUAUUUUCCUUUUUAGGGACACAUUUAGGACACAGCAUUUAUACUACAGAACUGUUGAACUUGUAUUUAGUGCUGACCACUUGUGAUCCGAUCGCCCAAGAUGCAUUUUAAAACGUGUAAACUGGGGUCAAAGCCUUCAUCAACAGAAGAAGUUUGAUCCGUUGUCAUGGAGAUAUGUCUGUUGACAUGUGAGCUCAGGUAGUUAUUGCACUUGAGGACCAAAAAAGCGCAGUCAGCGGAAUCAGAACAGCUGCUGCACUUGUAUGUCACCAUCUCCAUCACUAUGGCAACCGAGCAAACUACAUCAGCUGGUGAGGAGUGUGUGAUUUAGAUGAAAGCACUAGACAGAGCUAGAAAGCAGACUGUUGAUUAUUGUCAAACUACUUUGUCAAAGGUAAAGAAUAACCUUUUAAUGCUGUGUAUAAAGUUCUUUUCUAAACCUGA
Messenger RNA from Centropristis striata (black sea bass), 2225 nucleotides. It is a transcript of the gene grinab, whose product is annotated as glutamate receptor, ionotropic, N-methyl D-aspartate-associated protein 1b (glutamate binding). Gene Ontology annotation, cellular component: endoplasmic reticulum; membrane; Golgi apparatus. The transcript has 7 exons. The coding region runs from base 175 to 1365 and encodes 396 amino acids. The record is from RefSeq and is a predicted model, not a curated record. Lineage: Eukaryota; Metazoa; Chordata; Actinopteri; Perciformes; Serranidae. Gene Ontology annotation, biological process: negative regulation of apoptotic signaling pathway.